CAUCAAGUAAAGUUUGCACAGAAUCUAAACAAAAUCAAUUUUGCGCAAAAUGCUAAUUUUUUAAACCAUUUUUUAAAAAUAUUUUACUAGUUAUUAAAAUUGAAUUCUUCAGAAAAAUGGCGUUUGUUUUUUCUUCCUUGAAAGUUCUUCCAGUAGUGCGUUCCUCUGGCGUGAGAUUCUUCAGUGCAACUGCAUCCAGAAUGGAUAAUGUGGAAACAACCCUGAACCCUACAGGAUAUUCUGUAAUCAGCAUGAACAAAGGACCUGCAAAUUCCUUAAACAUGGAAUUUAUUCAAGAAUUAACACAGAGUGUACGGAAAGCUGAGGGUGAGAGUAAAGGAAUAUUAUUGACCAGCUCGCUACCAACAAUAUUCUGCGCUGGACUUGAGAUCACAGAGAUGUAUAAACCUGACAUGGUUCGGUUACGUGAGUUCUGGAGUUCUCUCCAGGAUCUGUAUUUAGCUCUGUAUGGGUGCAGAGUACCAACUGUAGCAGCUAUUAACGGUCACAGUCCAGCUGGUGGUUGUCUACUGGGUAUGUGCUGUGACUACCGGAUUAUGGUCGGACCUAAGUACUCUAUUGGAUUAAAUGAAACUCAGCUAGGAAUAGUUGCUCCAUACUGGUUCAAGGAUACUAUGGUUCAAACUAUUGGAUCUCGACAAGCCGAACUAUCUCUCACCCUUGGCCUUAUGUACACAACAGAACAAGCUCUAAGUUUGGGUUUGGUAGACAAGAUGGUCUCUGACAAGGAUGAAGCUCUGGUAGAAGCGGAGAAAAUGCUAAUCGCUCUCAUGAGAGUUCCCUCUGAAGCCAGACAUGUUUCCAAGAUGUCGAUCAGAAAAGAUAUUUAUGACAGGUUAAGUGCUGGGAAGCAGGAAGAUAUUGAUUACUUUGCAAACUUUAUUGUUCAAUCUGUAAUUCAGAAACCUUUGGGUCAAUACUUGGACGCUUUGAAGAACAAGAAGAAGAAGAAGUCUGUCUAAUCCUCUACUCUGCUGAUACAGAAUAACUGCCAGAUUUUAUAAAUAUUUAUACAUUUAUAAUAGUACAUAGAUUGAAAGUAUUAGUCACUAGGCUUUUAGGGCGCUUCCCAUCUUCUAUUUCGAUUGUGAACAUGUUCUCUUUAAAUACGCUGUAAAACAAAAGCAAACAAAAUUUCGUGUAUUUUCAAAAUUUUCAAAAUUUUUGUUUUGUUAG
Eurytemora carolleeae is the source of this 1197-nucleotide messenger RNA. Its product is annotated as enoyl-CoA delta isomerase 1, mitochondrial. Gene Ontology annotation, biological process: fatty acid beta-oxidation. Gene Ontology annotation, cellular component: mitochondrion. The record is from RefSeq and is a predicted model, not a curated record. Gene Ontology annotation, molecular function: enoyl-CoA hydratase activity. Lineage: Eukaryota; Metazoa; Arthropoda; Copepoda; Calanoida; Temoridae. The transcript is spliced from 12 exons. The coding region runs from base 117 to 983 and encodes 288 amino acids.